UGUACCUGAACAUAAAUCAUUUCGACAUCGCCUUUCAUUCCGUUCCUGCACUGAGAUGUCGCAGCAACUAAAACUAAACGUUACCGGGAUAAAAGAAGCAGCGUUAAUCGAUCAGGAGGAAUCAGAUCGAUGAGAAGGUGAUCAUUAAUGAUCAUCAGCUGAAUCUGAGGCGACGUUAUGGCUUCAUCAGGAACCGUUACAGAUGAACCUCUGAAGCGCAGCGACAGCUAUGGAUUACUGCCUCCAUCCAUUACAGAUGAACCUCUGAAGCGCAGCAGCAGCUCUGAAUUACUGCAUCCAACCAUGUCUGAGCUGAGGGUUGUUCUUUUGGGGAACAGCUGGGCUGACAGGAGUUCUGCUGCGAACCUCCUACUGGGAAGGACCAGGUUCAGCUCUGAUGAAGAACCAGGUGGCUGUCAGAAAGUCUUUGAACUUUUCAAGGACAAAAAUAAAGAGAAAAAAAUAACUGUCAUCAACACUCCAGAUCUGCUGCUCCCCAACAUCUCCGUCGACAAACAGUCAGAACAUUUACAGGAAUUUAUGAGACUCUCUGAUCCUGGACCUCACGUGUUCCUGCUGGUUCUACAGCCUGAAGACUUCACUGAGGAACACAAACUGAGGCUUCAGUCAGUCCUUCAGAAGUUCAGUGAUAAGUCAUUUCAUCAUUCACUGGUUCUGAUAUCAAACCCUAAAGAUGACAGUUCAGGCUCCAUUGAAAGAUACAUGGAGGAUCCACCAUUGAAAGACAUUAUGACCAAAUGUAGAGACAAGUUGUUGUGGCAGAAGAACCUUGGACAUCGAGAACUGUUAACACUUGUUGGCAAGAUGGUAAAGGAGAACAACGGAGAUCAUGUGAGCUGUGAUCUUUCCAUAGAUGCAACAUCUGAGUCACCUGCUGGUCCUCCAGGAGACGCAGUCGGUGUCGGCUUGGAUCCUGCUGAUUCUGCACAUGGACUCAGGAUUGUAUUGUUUGGAAAAGGUGAUGACAAAAAGGCAGCACUGGGAAACAUCAUUGUUGAGAAAAAAGCGUUUUAUGUCCAAAGAUUCUCUGGAGGAAAACAGUGUGUAGCUGCUCAUGGAACAUGGAACAAGAAACCUUUAACGGUAGUGAAAACUCCAGACGUCUUCAGUCUGUCUGUGGGAACAGUGAGAGAAGCAAUAAAGAGUUGUGUGGAUCUCUGUUCUCCUGGACCAAAUGUUCUGCUGCUGUUAGUGAAACCUUCAGAUUUCACUGAAGAAAACAGAAAAACUCUCAAGUUCAUCCUGAGUCUGUUUGGUGAAGACGCCUUCAAACACUCGAUGGUCAUCAUGACUCAGAAUGAAGACAAACACAAUCAGUCCGUGGAAAAACUCCUCCAAGACUGCAGACAAAAGCAGCACAGCAUCAAUCCUGACAAGAAGGAUCCUUCAGGUCAUGACGUUGAAGAGUUAAUGCAGAAAAUGGAAGCUAUAGUGAGUGACCUCAGGGGAGGAUAUCUGAUAUUAACUGAAGAAGCUGAUCAGACAGUGAUGAAAAGGUCCAAACCUCCUCUGAACCUGGUCCUGUGUGGUAGAAGAGGAGCUGGGAAGACUUCAGCAGUCAACGCUAUUCUGGGACAAAGAAACUUUGGUCGACCUGAAGAUUCAUCAGAGUGUGUUAGAACCCAGGGAGAGGUGUGUGGACGUAGGGUUUCCCUGCUGGAGCUGCCUGCCUUGUAUGGAAAACCUCAGGAGGCAGUGAUGGAGGAAUCAUUCAGGUGUAUCUCCCUCUGUGAUCCUGAGGGCGUCCAUGCCUUCAUCCUGGUCCUACCUGUGGGUCCCCUCACUGAUGAAGACAAGGGAGAGUUAGAGACCAUCCAGAACACAUUCAGCUCUAAAGUCAGAGACUUCAUCCUGAUUCUGUUCACUGUGGAGUCAGAUCCUACAGCUCCAGAAGUUGUUGACUUUAUACAGAGCAGAGACAUCCACGAGUUCUGUCAGAGCUGUGGAGGAAGAUCUGUUGUUGUCAACAUGAAGGACAAGCAGCAGAUCCCAGAGCUGCUGGAUCAAGUGGACAAGAUGAGACUGUCAGAUCAGAAACCUCACAGCUACACAACAGGAACGUUUGCUCAUGGCCAAAUGGAAAAGAACCUACAGCUAGAAGCAGUCAUCACCAAACAACAGACUGAAAUCAAGAAACUGAAAAAAUCUGAUGUGGUCAAAGCUGAUGAAGAGCAGCAGAACUCAGAGAGUCUCAGGAUUGUGCUGAUUGGGAAGACUGGCAGUGGAAAGAGUUCUUCAGGAAACACCAUUCUGGGAAGAAAACAGUUUGAAGCCAAAUUCGGCCAAAAGUCAGUCACCAAACUUUGUCAGAAGUCAGUGGGUGAAGUGGACGGACGUCCUGUUGUUGUGGUCGACACUCCUGGACUGUUUGACACAAGUUUGUCUAAUGAUGAAGUAAAUGAAGAGAUGGUGAAAUGCAUCAGUCUUCUGUCUCCAGGACCACAUGUCUUCCUGCUGGUGUUACGUAUCGGCAGAUUCACACCAGAGGAGAGGGAGACAAUACAUUUACUCAAAGAAGGCUUUGGAAAGAACUCUGACAAGUUCACCAUCAUUCUUUUAACUGGAGGAGAUGAGCUGAUGAAGGAGAACCAGUCCAUUGAAGAUUACAUUGACGAAUGUGACGAUUCCUUUAAGAAGCUGAUCUCUGACUGUGGAAGAAGAUACCACAUGUUUGAUAACUAUGAUAAACAAAACCGAACACAAGUCAGUGAGCUGAUAACAAAGAUCGACACCAUGGUGAAGGAAAAUGGAGGAAACUGCUUCACCAACAAGAUGCUGCAAGAAGCUGAAGCAGCCAUACGGAAAGAAGUUGAGAAAAUCCUGAAGGAGAAGGAAGAAGAGAUGAAGAAAAAGAUGGAGGAGCUGGAAAGAAAACAUGAGGAAGAGAUUAACAAGAUGAAAAUAACAAUGGAAAGAGAGAAAGAAAAAAUUCAGCAGGAAAGAGACCAGAAACUUAAAGAAAUGGCGGACAACAUCAACAAGGAGCGUGAGCUGAGGAAGAAAGAACGAGAAGAUAGAGAACGAGAAGAACAGAAAAGGAAAACUGAAGAAGAAAGUCAGCGACAGAAUCUAAAAAUGGAGCUUGAAAAGUUGGACAAACAAAUUCAAUCAGAAAAAGAGGAAAAGAAAAAACUGGAAGAGACCAGAGAUGAGAUGAGAAAGAAACAAGAAGCCUGGGAGGAAGAACGUAGAGAGUGGUGGAAGAAACGAAAACAAGAAGAUGAAGAGAGACAACAACAGGAGAAAAGAAGAAUAGAAGAACUUCAGGAGAAGUUCAAGCAGAAACAAGAUGAAUAUGAUAACAAGAGAAGAGAAGAAGAACAAAUCACGAGAGAACAAGAAGAAAAAGAACGGAAACAGCUGAAGGAAAAACUAGAUAUUCUGAAGAAGACGUAUGAGGAGGAAGCCAGGAAGAAAGCUGAAGAGUUCAAUGAAUUCAGAGAGAAACACAUCAAAGAAUUUACUGCCCUUAGGCAGAAGCAUGAAGAACAACUGAAAGAUAAAGAUGAGAAGUAUGACCUGUUAAAGGCACUGGCAGCCCACAAGGAAAAAGUAAAGAAGGACAAAUAUCAAGAUGAUGUUCAUAACUUGGUGAAGUGUGUGUCCAAGAAGAGGGACAACCUGAAAAGAAUCAAGGACUUGCUGACAACACAUGAGAACCAAAUGAAGAAGACCACAACUGAGGAGGAGAAAAACCACCUGCAGAAUAUUCAUGAAAGAGAAAUGAGUGACCUGAUCCAGGAUCUUCUGGGAGAAGUCGAGUCGAAAUCGUCCUGUUCCACUGGAUGAGGUGAAGCACAAACCGACCGUAACGUUUGUGCUGCAGCUUUCUGCAACCCAAGGUAUAUUUUAUUGUCAAGUGAUCUCAAGCAGCUGAAGAACUUCAUGUCUAUUUUACCAAAAAGCAUGAUUCAGUCCCUCCAGGAUUUCACAGCGUUUUUCCAGAUUGUUUUGUCCUAAAAUGCCUGAAUUCACGGCAGCUUUUCUAAAAAAUUGAGACGUAAGUUGCGAUGUUUUAAGCGUACUUGUUGCGAUGAAAUUGUGGGAGACAGUGACAAUUGUUAAAAAGUUGCAUUUUUUUCAGCUUUUAGAACAUGUUUCAACAUUGUAAUUGACAAUAUUUAUUCAGAAAUUAAUUCUUUCACACUCCAACCCAUUUAUACAAAAUCUGGCACACCAUGGUGAGAAAUCAGCAGCAGCCAGAUACCGGUUUAACAUGAAGUGGUUGGUAGAUUGAAGGCACAGAAUGAUCAUUUACUAUGGAAUGAAUCACAUUUGAACAUAUCUGUCAGUGGCUUAAAAAGUUAAUUUCUCUUCCUGUAACACGCUCACAGCUUGUCAUGUUAAUUAACAAGAAAAGCCCUCAGAGAGCAGAACUCCACCAGGACUGUUCAUCACCUGACCUUAUGCUGAGCACAGGUGUGUGUUCUGCAUGUGGACGUUAUGUACAGAUACAGAAUCAUGUGACCUAAAUAUGUAGCGGAAUUGAUGGGACUCAGAAACACCCCACAGUUUAAUCAACUGUUCCUGGUAUCAUUUCCGAUAAGUGCAGUGGUGGAUUUGUAGUAGGAUCGCAAUGAUGUGAUCAUCAGCAGGCUGCUGAGGUAGCGUCCACUUGUUGCCAUGGUUACCAUGCCGCUACCUCAAUGGGAAAUAUGAACAAAUCCAUGGAUCCAGACUAUAAGCUGCAUCACUGCUAAAAUCUAAUCACUUGGUUCUUGUGUCAUUUCUGACCUUCUCUGAAAAUUUCAUCCAAAUCCUUUAGUCUGUUUUUGAGUAAUUUUCCUAACAGAGGAAUGAUUCCAUACGCUGAUCGUCUCAUAACUCCACCGUGCUCCUUGGUGGAAUAAUGAAUCUAACUGUCCUUCAUUCUUUCAGAGCUCCAACAGAUCUGGAUGCUACAGUUUCCAUCACAGUGAUUUAUCUGGUCUGUGGUCUGCUAGUUUCAGACGUUCUCCUGAUGUGUUUCAUGGUAGAAAAGUGUUUAUCAAUCAAUGAUUUUUUUUUGUAUUCCACCACAAUAUUGCGCAGGUGUAAAACAGUUUACUCCCGCUUUGGUGAAGAACAUCAGGGAAUUAAUUGUUUUUCAUGGUCUUCAGCAGUAGGUUUUGUUGGUAAAUGAGAGACAUUAGAAUGGACGUGUCUGCAUCUUCAAACCAUAAACAGGAAGUGAAUUCGGUGAUGUACGUGCGUUACGUUUGCUGUGAUUGAUGGAACUCAUGGGAGGUGGGCCAAAAUUGCAGAAAAGUUGCGGUGAUUGGACAAAAUUGCAAGGUUGAGCAGAAUUUGCAGAGAUUGGGUGAAUUCGCAUGAAUUCGCGCGAUCACAACAUCACGAAUUCCUGGAGGGACUGAUGAUUUUAUCUGUAAUAUUCAGAGUCUUCACUCUGUUUGUUUUUGUAAAGUUUUGUAAAUCUUGAUGGCAUGUCUAUUUUAAUUUUUUUGCCUUUUCAUCGUAUAGAGUUUGAGUUCUGUAAAAAGAUAAGGCGAAAUGAGUCGACAUUUCAGCCUGCAGAAAAUCUUCAUGAUAUUUUGUUCCAUUUUCUUCUGUACUGUUUCGUUGGGAACUUUAAAAGAGACUUUGGGGUUUCAUUAAUAAUGUUUUUUUUUUAGUUAUCUUGAACUAUGAGAAAGUAUAUAAUGUUUGUAAAAUCAAAGAAAUCAAAUAUUACAGCAAAUAUCCCAAGUUAAACAUGAAUAACGCUCAAACUGGUCAUCAAAAUGAUAAAACUGAUGUUAGAGAAAUGUAUUCUGAUACGUUCCGUUGUUUUGCUACAUGUCAAAUAGUAUUGGAUGCUUUAUAACUGGUUGGAUUGGCUUCAGACAAAUUAAUUUUUUGUGCUGUUUUCUGUAUUGAUCUUUGCUUUGUGUUUCUGUUCUUAAAAAAAGAUGAAUAAAGUGUUGUAAAAUGCUGAAGUCAAA
Molecule: messenger RNA, 5942 nt
Organism: Amphiprion ocellaris (clown anemonefish)
Lineage: Eukaryota; Metazoa; Chordata; Actinopteri; Pomacentridae
Product: GTPase IMAP family member 8-like
Exons: 7
Coding region: 178-3810 (1210 amino acids)
Molecular function (GO): GTP binding
Source: RefSeq, a predicted model, not a curated record